CCCGGAACCGACCCGAAAAGUUAUAGAUACCUAUAUGGAUCUAAAUUGCUAAGACUCGAAGGACCCGGACCCGACAAUACCCGACCCGAACCCGACCCGAAGACCCGGAUGCCCAAGCCUAAUCUGGAUAUUAUUGUUUUCUGUGGUGUCAAGUGACUCCACAGUCCUCCAUGUGGGUCCGCCCCUGGCCAGUACUCAAUGGAAACAUUCAGAUGGACCAGGUUUGUAUACUUCCUCCAUAACCCCUAACCUGCUUAGCUUCAUUUCAAUAUUUGUUACAUGCAAAAGCUCUGUGUUGGAAGUGAAUCUCCUUCUCUUAAUUUGCAAGAUAUUAUGUUUCUUACUUGCAAAAACUGUAUGAUGAAAUGAAGCUGCUCUAGUCCUGUUUGGACUAAUCAUUAACCUCAUUUUAUUGUGGUAAUCCAUUCGGAAAGCAAGGGACUCAUUAACAUCAACGAGCCACCAAGAGAGGCUACUCCAGUGGAGUGUUUCUGCAUCAAUCCCGAACAAAGAACCAAGGAGUAGCGCCCGUUCCAAGUCCAUUCAGACAAGUCAUAAUAAAUCCUUCCAAAAAGAUACAGUAAGUUAAAAACGCAGACAUGUAGUUAUCGUGAAGACAGACGACAAGGCGAAUAUAAAGGCAAGUGGUGAGCAAAACAGCCAAGUAGUAACAAAUCAUCAUAGGUCGUGUCCGACUGCGACACCGGUUUAAUAAUUUUGAAAGUAAACCAACAUUAAUUAUUGGGAUAUAAUUGUUUAAAGGGGCCUGGAAUAAAAAAAGGUAAGCGAAUAAUUCAGAUUCUUUUUAAUCGAAUCUAAUAAACCCAAUUCGAUCCAACGGUCUCAUCCUCUCUCAUCGUUACUCUUUGAUUUUCUCGGGAAACCGAAGGAAAACAGAGGUGCAUAACGUACCUGACGGAGACCUUUUAAGAUAUUUUAAGCGUUUUGUGCGUGGUUUUGGCGGUUUCAUCUUCGCUCGAUCUAUGACGUACAGCGAUGGCGCCGAUGAGACGGUGCCUGAGCUGAAACUGAUCAUCGAGGAUCCCGAGAAUGGAGAUUAUGUGAAAUUAAGAGGAGGAUCUGAUGAAGAAGAGGAAGAAUCUCCGGCGGGAUGUUGGAUAGGGUCGGUGACGUCAGUGUGGUUCUGGGUUAAAUUGAUCUCCCUCGUCGCUUUUUUGGGUUUAUUGGCAUUUGUAAUUAUCAAAUGGAUUGCUCCAUUUUUAAUCGAAAAGGAAUUGAUUCCAUUUAUAAAAUGGGUGAGAAGCACAUUCAGCAUCCCGGUGCUCGGUCUUCUCCUCUUUGCCUCAGUUGCUUUGUUCCCAAGCAUUCUUCUUCCUUCUUCUCCUUCCAUGUGGAUGGCUGGUCUUACCUUUGGUUAUGGAAACGGCUUUCUGUUGAUUCUGUCAGCUGCAUCAAUCGGUGUUACCCUUCCUUUCUUAAUCGGACAUCUCUUCCUCCACAAGAUGCAAGAAUGGUUGAAGCAGUACCCGAAAAAAGCAGCCAUACUUCGAGCCGCAGGUGAAGGAACAUGGUUCCAUCAGUUUCAAGCAGUCACGUUGAUCCGCGUCUCUCCGUUUCCUUACAUGAUUUACAACUACUGCGCAUUGGCCACUGGAGUUCACUACGGUCCUUACAUCUUAGGCUCUCUUGUUGGAAUGGUUCCUGAGAUCUUUGUCUCAAUCUACACGGGAAUAAUGCUAAGAACACUAGCUGUUGCAUCAGACAAAAGACACGGUCUUUCGGCCAUGGAGAUAGUAGUGAAUGUUCUUGGCUUUUGUGUAACUGCGAGCGCGACUAUAGUCUGCACAAUCUAUGCCAAGAAGAAGCUUAGUGCGAUGCAAUCAGAGGAAGUAGAGACAUGAUAAAAAUCCAAUACGUUAUUAACUCCUUUCACCAGCCACAAACGCUUAACCAUACUUACCACAACAUAUCACCACCUAACACAAGCUUGGAACUGAUCAUAUAAUAUAAAGAGAAUGUUUUUGUUGUGUUUAUUUUCAUUUGAAAAUGAAUCUCCUCUUUUUUUUUCUUGUACUGUGAAUAUAUUUAUAUAUAUAUAUAUCAACUAAAUUUUG
Brassica oleracea var. oleracea is the source of this 2075-nucleotide messenger RNA. Its product is annotated as transmembrane protein 64-like. Lineage: Eukaryota; Viridiplantae; Streptophyta; Magnoliopsida; Brassicales; Brassicaceae. Bases 984 to 1862 code for a protein of 292 amino acids. The transcript is spliced from 5 exons. The record is from RefSeq and is a predicted model, not a curated record.